Molecule: messenger RNA, 1889 nt
Organism: Ceutorhynchus assimilis (cabbage seed weevil)
Lineage: Eukaryota; Metazoa; Arthropoda; Insecta; Coleoptera; Curculionidae
Source: the annotation of a GenBank genome assembly
GCAAAAACAGGUGUGACGUCAGGUGACCAUUGGCGUUCUAAUGUAGGGUGCCACCAAUUCACAUCAGAUUAAAAUCGACGGACUUUAGUUAUUUCUAUCUUUGUUUCUAUUUUUGUUUUAUGAAUGCAUUUUAAAAUUCUUAGUUGUUAGUUAAAUUUUAAAAUUAGUUUAAGUGUUUUUUUUUUUUUUUAUAAACUCACCAUUAACUUUUUCUAAGGAACUUUCACGGCACUGAUAAGUAAUUGCUUUAAACACAUAUUUCAGUAUAAUCCGCCAUAAACAAUUUAUUAUUUUCAUAAUUACCGGCACGCAAACAAAUUCUCAAUGUGUGUUUGUUUCGCAUAUAUGUACUCGAACCACGGAGGCAAUAGUCACCUACCGCUUUCAAAAUUCCAGUGGUUUGGUUGAGCAAAAAUCAAAAAUGAGCUGCCCAAGUAAACAGUGUAAUCCUCCAGCAUGUGAACCCUCAGAUUGGAUCGAGCAAAAGGCUUCACCAAAAAUUAAAGAAGGUAUGAAAGCAUUUAAUUUGAGUAAUGACACUCUACGAAAAAAUAUGGACCUAUUUUUGGAUAAUAUACAAAGAGGACUGAAAAAGGAUACUCACCCAACGUCUAUUGUUAAAUGUUUUCCCACAUACGUCCAAGACUUGCCUAAAGGAACGGAAAAAGGAAAAUUUCUCGCGUUGGACUUAGGAGGUACCAAUUUUCGAGUACUUAUGAUAGAAUUGGAUAUUGGUAAAUGUGAUAUGAAGUCUGAUGUAUACGCAAUACCCAAUGAGCUCAUGGUGGGAACUGGAACAGAAUUAUUUGAUCAUAUAGCCCAGUGUCUUGCAGAUUUUGUAGAGAAACAAGGUCUACAAGGCGAAGUGUUACCUCUUGGAUUUACAUUCAGUUUUCCAUUAGUACAAAGAGGUUUACGUUCUGGAAUUCUGGUAAGAUGGAGCAAAGGUUUUAAUAUACCAGAGGUUGUGGAUGGUGAUGUAGUCCAAUGGCUUACAGAAGCGUUAGAAAGAAGGGGUGAUGUUCAAAUUGAUGUUUGUGCAGUUUUGAAUGAUACAACGGGUACUCUCAUGUCUUGCGCAUGGAAAAAUCCAGAAUGUAGAGUGGGACUCAUUGUUGGCACUGGCCACAACGGAUGCUACCUUGAAACUCAAGCCAAUGCAGAAAUGUUUGACGAACCCGAUAUGGGGUCUGGAAGAGUAAUCAUUAACUUGGAAGCUGCAGCUUUUGGGGAUGAUGGAUGUUUGGACUUUUUGAGAACUGACAUUGAUAAGAAGGUUGAUAAUGAUAGUAUAAAUCCUGGAAAGCAAGUCUAUGAAAAAACCAUUUCUGGAAUGUAUUUGGGGGAACUUUUACGUUUGUAUACAUUAAGAUUUGUCGAACAAGGUCUGAUGUUUGGGGGAAAGUUCGCCGAUGUAUUUCGAAAAGCUGAAGUAAUGCAGACAGCUAUGAUAUCCAAUAUCGAAUCGGACCCCAUAGGAAAGUAUACAAACACGACAGAAAUUCUCAAAAGCAUUGGGGUUACUGGUGCAAGUGACCAAGAUAUGUUGAACCUAAGGUACAUAUGCCAGGCAAUUUCAACAAGAUCAGCUCACUUAGUUGCGGCCACUACUUGUGUAUUGGUGAAAAAAGUUGGGGAGCCAAAAAUAGUAAUUGGUAUUGAUGGGACCGUCUACAAACUACAUCCGAAUUUUAGGCGCCUAAUGAAAGAAAAAAUGAUGGAACUUAUCGGGCCAGGUUUUGAAUUUGACUUGAUGCUGUCUGAAGAUGGGAGCGGUAGAGGAGCAGCUUUGGUAGCAGCAAUGGCGGCUAUGAGAAAGUAAUCAUCGUAGAAGCACUCUGAGAUAUUUCUUGUAAUUUUUUUAAUAAUAUAAUCUGAUCUGGGGGUAA